UCCGUUUCAAAAUGGCGGACGAGCUAGAAAAGUUUCGUUCGAUGCCUGUUUUUUGGACCAGUGAUGAUGACAAGAGCGGUAACUUUGCAAUCAUCCCAGGUAUCACACGUAUGGCUGGCGUUGGAAACCUACGCCCAAAGGUCAAAGGUCAUCGCACAAAGGAGGUGAAGGCAGGGAUUCCUCGACACCAGCCACUGGUCGAUGAGUUGAUGCUGAAGGAGACUCUGAGAGACGAUGAAGAAAAUGAGACCAACUCGGAAAAGGAAAACUCCGGCUCGAGUCAGCUGACCUACACCAAGGAAUCGAAGUCAUAUCAUCCUCGCCCCAAGCAACGUCUGAUGAAAGACCUUGGAAACCAACCUCGGCCCAAGAACCACUCGCGCAAGGCAUCACUCAGCGAUCUCUGUGUGGAGGACAAGAAAAGGGUGGCAAAUCUUAUCACGGAAUUGGCCAAACUUGGUGAAGAGAAAGAGUCUGCGGUGGAGACAUUGCGUGGGGAACGUAAUCAGUUUGAAGAGAAGAUUGGAUCACUCGUCCAACAGAAGGAGAGCAUACUCAAGGAACGAACAGAGAUCGAGGCCCAACUUGAGGAGUGUCAGCAGCUGUUGAUAAAAUAUCAAGAUCGCAUUCAGAAACAUCAGGAGCUGCUGAUGGUGAGGGAGGAGGUAGCGCCUCCUAACAGGGCAUCAACCCCAUUGAAAACACCACAGCUGCCUAAGCCAGUAUCUCCACACCUACAGGAUGGUGGCGUCACCAGUCCCAGGUCUGUCAGGAAUGCCAGUAUGUACACGCCCAAACAAACGAACGUGCCCGACAUCGCGCCUCUCCGAGAUCAAGUCCCUAUGGUGCCCCCUUCAGGCCACUACAUGAUGUAUCCACCAUUCGUGCCGCUGUCCCAUGCUUACCCGUACCCAGUCCAACCAGACCCACAGUACCCAGGGCCUUACCAGCGGAGGUACACUAAUAAGAUUGAUGCCAUGAUUGCCCAAGAGCGAUGUGAAGGGCCUACAGACCAGUUUAUAGAUGCUGGAGUCUCCAGACCAGAAAGGAACAACUACAGACCAGAAACAGAUGAAUACUGGCUGAAACCAGAUCUGUACUAUGAAGCAACUGGGAAGGCACCGCCCCGUGGUUACCAUGGCGAUGAUUGGGAAUCAGAGAAACAUAGACCGCCAGGCCCGCUGCAUAACCCACUGCUUUCCAGCACUCAGAGAAGUGGGGUAGACGUGUCACAUGCAAGAAAUGGUGGUAAUUUUGCACCUCUUGUUCCUGAGUUUGGUGAGAGUUAUGCUAGCAUUCCAGUAGUGAGGAGCCACGCUCGCAGUGAUCAAAGGGACUUUGCUGUGCAGAAUGGGCAUGGAGAUUUCGAUCGCAGGAAACACAGAGAUGUGCUGAAUGGUUAUGAUGCUUACAAUGGACACAGGCAUGUGGAGGUGGAGGAAGAGAAUCACAGGCGUCAGGAGUAUAACCAGAAUGGUUUCAGGGAUAAUGGGUAUGAAGGAAACUAUGAUGUUAAUGGGAAUUGCCACGGCCAGUUUGAAACAAACAAAGAUGCACCAAUCAGAGGCCAGCAGCUUAGUCACAGGGAGAGAGAGUGGGAGAUGCAUCACAGGCAUCAUGAGCAAGAUCACAGGGAGGUGGAGUAUGAUUCCUCGCCCAUUUCAACGAAUUUCCACGAUCACAUCAACGGGGAUUCGUUCGGGACGUAUUAUAAGAAACUGACGCCAGAAGAACGACGGAAACAGAUGGUGGCUCAGAAAGAGGCUCUGCUACGAGAACAGCAUCGUCUGCGUAAGAUUCUACACGAGCAUGAAGGCAUGUUACGGGAGAAACAGUUACAACUACAUCGCCAGCAAGAAAAACAACGACGUCGAAUGAAAACGUUUGAGAAAACUGGUGAAUUCCCGUUGCCGACGGAUACUGAAGAAAGCGGGCCAGAUGCUGUGGAAGAAAAAGCACAGAAAGGGAGGAUACCCAUUCCAGUUGACCUUCCCCCUUCUCCUGUCCACAAGUCCUUCAUUGAGGCUGGCACCUCACCACUGAGGUUUUCUGAUGAGGCACCGCUGCCAGCUUCACCGCUGUUCAUGGAUGUAGCGACGGAGAUGACGCAGCCUGAUCAGGUGGCGCCAUCUUUGAGGUCUCCACCACCAAAUGCGUAUAUAGACGAUGGAUGCAGGCGACUCUCUUCUCCUGGUUUGGACUUUGAUGCUGGUCGUCAAGGUAACCUCCCGCUUGUCUACAAUCGCCAGCGCACAACACCAAGGAGCACAUCUCUAACACCGCCAUUGAGUGAGAGGGCGCUAUCUGUUGUUGAGAUCGUCGACAGCUUGGAGCACAGUGAACCAUUGUUUAGUCCUCGCCACGUGUUGGAUAGGGGGAGCCACCGGUCGGAGUCUGAUGAAGAGGUUGAGGAAGAGGAAAGUAAACUCCUUGAGGAUGUUUUCUUUUUGAAAUGAGUCAGGAUUGUGAAAGAGUGAACAAAUCUGUUUGAACCAAUAAUCUUAUCCAUUCUCCCUGCGUGCAGGAUUGACUGAAGUGUUUUGACUUAUCUCCCUGUGUGCAGGAGUCUGUAGUCUUUAUGUGAGAAGUUUUAAUGGGAUCAAUUGAAAGAGAUAAUGUCUUUAGGAUACCUAACAAACCGUCGGGGAUAACGUCAGUUUUAGGCUUUUGAUCAACCACGCCCAGGAGAACAGAAUGAACAUUUUGCCUUUGGAAAAUCGCCUUUCUCUGACAGUCCUCAGCAACUGAGAUUACUUGGAUUGUUAUCUGAUGGAGAAUAUCUUUCAUUGUAAUUGCAAUUGUAUUUCAUAUUCACUGCCUGUUGUGCAUUUCUUCCUACCAAGUAGGAUGUUAGGGACGUAAUUCAUUCAAAGCAGUUGACUUUGUUAACUGUAUUUUAUCAAUACUGGAAACCCUACACAGUGCCGUCUGGUGAUUGACUGCUAUGGAAACCCUACACAGUGCCGUCUGGUGAUUGACUGCCACAAUGUGUUCCUUGCCAAAAUCUUUGUAUUUUCCAACAAGAGAGAAUAGUUUCAACGUUGGCUGCGUGCAGCUGUUUAAGGCCGGCCAUGAGAGGUUGAGCCAGGUAUGCAGUUAACUGUUAGUAUUACUGCAGUGGCUUCCACCAUGGAAUGUUUGAUGUCUAGAAAAGGUCGGCCUCAAUUGAAAGGCUGAGUCUGUUACUAAGUUAAGGUUAUGGUGUAAAAUACUUUUAAGUGGAUUCAACGAAUGUACUGGGCCUUUGUGGAUAUAUGUUGAUUGGUUUUAAAGUUUCGAGUACUGUGCUACAAAAGUUGAAAUGAAGAAUUCAGAUGCAAGAGCCACUUCCAGUAUUUUCGAGAGAACACAACUUGUUUGGUGUUUCUUUUAUGCCUUGUGUUUUAAAAAGCCGAUUUUCAAUGUGAUUUUGUGGGUGUUUGGUAUUUUUUAUCAAAAAACACCCGAGAAGCAGAUUGUGCUUUGUGAAAUAUUGAUAAACAUGUUCGU
Lineus longissimus is the source of this 3489-nucleotide messenger RNA. RefSeq lists its product as uncharacterized. Bases 12 to 2456 code for a protein of 814 amino acids. The transcript is spliced from 11 exons. The record is from RefSeq and is a predicted model, not a curated record. Lineage: Eukaryota; Metazoa; Nemertea; Pilidiophora; Heteronemertea; Lineidae.